Molecule: messenger RNA, 3840 nt
Organism: Fusarium redolens
Lineage: Eukaryota; Fungi; Ascomycota; Sordariomycetes; Hypocreales; Nectriaceae
Product: Gcd10p family-domain-containing protein
Exons: 8
Coding region: 1-3546 (1181 amino acids)
Biological process (GO): tRNA methylation
Cellular component (GO): tRNA (m1A) methyltransferase complex; nucleus
Molecular function (GO): flavin adenine dinucleotide binding; N,N-dimethylaniline monooxygenase activity; NADP binding
Source: RefSeq, a predicted model, not a curated record
AUGAAAGUGGCUAUCAUCGGCGGUGGUCCAGCUGGACUAGCGACCCUUCGAUUCCUUGCUCAUGCCCACGAGUACUUCCCCAUCCCUCCUAUCGAGGUCCGACUCUUUGAAGCAGAGGCCCAAAUCGGCGGCACUUUCUCCUAUCGUGUCUACGAAGAUGCUGAGCUCGUUUCUUCAAAGUAUCUCACUGCUUUCUCCGACUUUCGUCUCCCAGAAAAUGCCCCUGACUUCGUUACCCCUGAAGUCUACGUUCAGUAUCUCAAGGACUAUGCCACCAACUUCGACCUCUGGCCUAUGAUCGAGCGUAGCACAAAAGUUGACAAAGUUCGUCGUGGGCCUAAUAACAUUGGUCAUGUCAUCUCUCUGCGCAACAAGACGGACGCCUUUGAUUGGGAGUGUGACGCAGUUGCUGUCUGCAGUGGAAUCAACGUCAACCCAGUCAUGUCCUACAUCGAGGGUAUCGAACGAGUUCCCAAGGUCCUUCACUCAUCCCGUCUCAAGUCUCGAGAACAGUUUGGUGAAAACACUAAUGUGUACAUCAUGGGUGCUGGUGAGACCGGUAUGGAUCUUGCGUAUCUCGCUGCCACUUCUGGCGCAAAGACUGUGACUCUCUGCCAUCGCGAUGGCUUCUUUUGUGCACCUAAGAUCAUCCCGAUCCCACAAGCCUUGGGGCGUCCCACACCGACUGCUCCCAACAAGCCUGUUGACACAUCUGUCGCAAGCUUGUUCGACACGGCGUAUGUCCACCCGAAGCUCCAGAAGAGCCAACUUCUCUGGACUUACUACAAUAGUUGGAUCAAGAACAUGCACAAGUUCAUCUCAGGUACUGAAGAGGGCCCCGAUCAGUGGGUUGACCAGAUGAGCCCUACCCGGAAGUACAUGGAUUCAAUCCUCCACUGCAAGUCUGACAAGGCUCUACCAUACCUGAGCGUCGGCAAGCGAUCCCAGUCAUGGGGCAACCGUAUCCGAUCCUUCUUCAUGAACGUCAAGAUUGAGGACACUAAGGGUAAGAAGAUCGAUGUGGUGACCUGGCCUACGAGCAUCGACCGUGAUGGCUACAUGCAGUUCGACGAUAAGCUUCCGAGUGAUUCUGCUCUCCCGAAGGAGCAGCUCAAGCCUGGUGUCAUGGUCUUUGCAACUGGCUACACUCGAGAUUUUCCCUUCUUGGACAACGAGUACCCAACUGUCUCUCAGACCAACAUCCGAGAAAUCUACAAAGAAGGAGAUGUGACUCUGGGCUACAUUGGAUUCGUCCGCCCUUCCAUUGGAGCCAUUCCACCCCUUGCCGAGCUUCAAGCUCAGCUGUGGGUUCUUCACCUUCUCCAGCACCGGUAUCCUAAGGAGGUACCUGUUGCCCGUGACUCUAACGCUCUCGAGUCUUACGACCUCGACUAUCAGCUUCACCCCCGAGGCAACUACAGCUUCUACGAGACCAAGCGAGCUGUCGACCACGAAAGUUAUGCCUACCAACUCGCCCUCGACAUUGGUUCUGCACCCAAAGCCCUCUCUGUCAUGAAGAAGGGCUGGAAGGUCUUUUACACCUGGGCCAUGGGCUCUAACUUUAACACCAAGUUCCGAAUGGUCGGUCCUUGGAAGUGGGAGCAGGGCGCGGAGAACAUCAUGCGUAACGAGUUGUACAAUGUUGUCAAGCACUCCGGCGGCUUCGUCUAUCUUGCAACCUAUACCCUCGUCCCUUUCUUCAUUUUCGGAAGCAUGAGCUUGAGCCUCUAUGCUUGGUACGCUAUCUGCGACUUUUUCACCUCUCUUUUUGGUGGACGCUCUGAAUCUACCACGAACGAUCAGGACGCCCCCGAAAACCGAAUUGCCUACCGAGAUCUCGGUGAAGAUCGGAGUGUGGGGGCCGUGGCGGGGCUCACCGAGACAUAUCGUGUAUUACAAGUCGUACCAAAUACGACAAUCUCGCUGGGCAAGUAUGGCUCAUUCCCAACAAAUCUGAUCAUCAACCGUCCGUACCACUUCACAUACGAGGUCCAGGACAAGCGCGAAGGAGAAACAUUUGCGCGCCUUCGUGUCGUAUCCGCCAAAGAGCUCAAUGCCGACGACUUGGCCGACACCAGUGCCGAAGCGACAGAACCAGCCGAGGGAGACGAUGUUAUUGCACCUGCAGAUGGAGAGGAGCUUACUCUUGUCGACGAGAGCGGAAAGGUUCUCAUUCGAUCGAAUCGCGAGAUCAUCGACGACUCGGCCCGACAGACACUCAAGCCGGAAGAGAUCGAGGAGCUCAAGCGCAAGGGCGCAUCAGCUGGCAAGGAGUUAAUCGCCAAGCUACUGCUGUCGCAUACGGCUAUUGACCAAAAGACGGCGUAUUCUUUGGCCAAAUAUAAGCUCCUCAAGACGAAAAAGUAUAUUCGACGGUUUACGGUGUUACCUCUUGACGUGCCGAUGCUGGCUCAGUGGUUGCUGGAGGACCGUGAUGCUUCAAAGAUUCUUGAGAUGAGGCAGGAGAUGAUGGCGCUGGUGGGUUGCUGGGCUGAUGUUCAUUAUGGAGGUGUUCCUACCGAGGAUGCUGGUGCUUCGCAGGGCGGGAGGUGGUUGGUGGUUGAUGAUACGGGUGGCUUGCUGGUGGCAUCUUUGGCUGAGAGGAUGGACAUCCUGCAUCCCAAGCCUGAGGAAGAGAGCACGGAAGAUACCGCUGCACCAGAAGUCACAGAAACCACUGCUCCUACAGACGAAAUGGACCAAGAUCAAGCCCAGACAACAGAAUCAACAAACCCCGAACAGAAGCAGGAGAAGAAACGACCUUCUAAGCGAAGCGAUUUCAACGUCCCCUACGUCAACAAGAACACUCUCACCCUGAUCCACGGCCAAACGCAACCCAACCUCGCUCUUCUACGAUACUUCAACUACGACGCCGCAAAUGCCAACCCCUCUCCACCCUAUCACCCCCUCGACACCAACCUCAUGGAUAUUUCAUGGCUGCAGCUCCUUUCCCCCGAGGAAGACGACGCGUACAACAACAAGCCACCCGAGGCAACACCAGAGGAAAUUGCGACAUGGAAGACGAAUCGCAGAGGGAAUUACCAUCGCAAGAGAAGAAGGUGGGCGCGUAUUCGGCAUGUGGUCGACACAACACGCGCUGGAGGAUUUUCUGGUCUUGCAGUUGCGAGCACCAUGGACCCCAUCUCUAUUGUCCGCAGUACAGUCCCUUUACUAGCCGGUGGCGCUCCCAUCGCUAUUUACUCUCCCACCAUCGAGCCCCUGACGCAACUGGCCGAUUGCUUUAGUGUGGCGCGUCGAGCCGCAUGGGUAUCAUCGCCGCCACCAGAAGUCGAAAGCAAAACAGCUGAAGAGCUUGAGCGCUGGGAGGGCAGUGAAGAGUUCCCCAUCAACCCUACGCUUCUACUUGGUGUGACUAUCCAGACGAGCAGGGCACGACGAUGGCAGGUUCUUCCUGGAAGGACACAUCCUUUCAUGAUGGGUCGUGGAGGUGCAGAUGGAUUCUUAUUGACAGCGUGGAGGGCGGUGCCUGUUGAAGGCAAAAUCGAGGCGAGAGGAAGGUUUAAGAGGAGAAAGCUAGAACCCUGAGUUAUAGAGAAGCUUUGGAUCAGGGAUGUCUUCAUAGCGUACGUAUAAGUAAUCGUCCAGAAUGGACCAUGCCCAAACUGACGCCGCAACCUCGUCCAACUCACAAACCUAUCAGAUGUGCUUCAGGGCAAUGAAAGAUAGCAGUUUGGGCUUCUUUUGGUUGACAUUCUAAGCUUGUGAAGGUAUCUAUUUACUGGUUAUUCCUCUAGAGCCAUCAAGGCAGUACGUAUGCCAGUGUUAAACUUGAAUCCGAUGAUUCACAAUCUUUAUUGAAGAAGCUGUGAUGCUAUGGAC